UCUGUCUAGAACCAAAUAAAAUAUUAAAAUAUUAAAAUUCGAAAAUUGUUCAACAACACUAUUACCUACCUAUGUAAUAUUAAUUUUUCUUUGAAUUCUAAACAAAUAUCACAUUUGGAUUCAUUGUUGGGUACCAGUGCAGUAAAUUAGAAAAUUAUGGUCAAUAUCGUCAGAUUUUGUCGUUUUUUUAGUAGUAAAUCAGCUGCUAUUACAAAAAUCCAUCGAAAUAUUUAUCCACAACAUUACCUCACUAAAGUAAUUCAACCAGAUGGUUCAAGCUUUACCAUUAGAUUUAAUGAUCCUCGUAUGAUAAUUAAAUUACCUUUAGACAUGGAAUUAAUAAGUGAAGAAGAACGCAAACGCAGAAUGGAAGCGAGAAAGCCAAAACAAAAGGUUAAAAUAGUAGAGGAAUUGGAAGAUUCAUUUGACAGGACAAAGUAUUUAAAAUAUUUUAAAAAGUGACUAUAAUCAUGUUUAUAUACAGAGUAUAAAAUUUGUACAAUAAAUAUGAAUUAAUGAUAA
Molecule: messenger RNA, 522 nt
Organism: Rhopalosiphum maidis (corn leaf aphid)
Lineage: Eukaryota; Metazoa; Arthropoda; Insecta; Hemiptera; Aphididae
Gene: mRpL55
Product: 39S ribosomal protein L55, mitochondrial
Exons: 3
Coding region: 157-462 (101 amino acids)
Biological process (GO): translation
Cellular component (GO): mitochondrial large ribosomal subunit
Molecular function (GO): structural constituent of ribosome
Source: RefSeq, a predicted model, not a curated record